UCAGAGGGACAUGUCAUAAUCGGAGGACUGUUCCCUCUGCAUUAUUUGGCUCCAGAGCGAGAAAACAGCUAUCGCAGCAAACCACAAAUCAGAGCUUGCAGUGGCUUUGAUUUCAGGGCCUUCCGUUGGAUGAUGACCAUGGUCUUUGCCGUGGAGGAAAUUAACAGAGACUUGAGUUUGCUUCCCGGGGUUAAACUGGGUUAUCGACUUUUGGACAGCUGUGACCAAGUCCACACCAGCCUGCAGUCAGUUCUCUCUUUAGUGUCACAAACUGAUGGAGAAACAAUUCAAAUUGAAAAAGUCAACCAACAUCUUUUUGGUGCCAGCGUAGUGGAUCAAAGCUCUAGGUCUGGCUGUUUGGCUGGUUCACCUGUAUCUGCAGUGAUUGGACUGGCCUCCUCUUCUCCCACCAGAGCUGUGGCACAGACUGUGGGCCCCUUUAACAUCCCUCUGGUGAGUUACUUUGCCACAUGCACAUGUCUUACCAACAAAAAAAUGUACCCAUCAUUUCUACGCACAGUGCCCAGUGACCUUUUCCAAGUUAGAGGUCUCGUACAGCUGGUCACUUUCUUGGGCUGGAACUGGGUUGGCACCAUUGGAACCACUGACGACUACAGCCAUUAUGGCAUUCAGGCAUUUAUACAUGAGUUCAGCAAGUAUGGGGGAUGCGUGGCGUUUCAUGUCACUAUCCCCAAAGGUCCCUCCGUAGCUCAGGUUAGGAGUAUGGCAGACCGACUACAGAGCUCCACAGCCCGAGUUGUGGUGGUGUUUGCGACUGAAGGUCAACUUGUGGAGCUGUUCUCAGAGCUGUCUCAGAGGAACGUGACAGGUAUUCAGUGGGUGGCCAGUGAAGCAUGGGUAACAGCCAGUCUGCUCACAUCCACAGAAUUCCAUAAUCUACUGGAGGGAACUGUGGGCUUCUCCUUUCCUGGUGUGUACAUCCCAAGACUAAAAGAGUUUCUGCAAAGUGUCCGGCCCUCUUCACAGCCUGGGAUGGAAUUAGUCAAUGUGUUUUGGGAAGAGUUGUUUGAUUGUAAGCUGAAGUAUGGCACUCAUGAAGAGAGUGUUGGUUUUGUAAAGAAGGAGUGCUCAGGUUUUGAGGAUCUUAAUGGCACUGUGGUUAAUGGUUACACAGAUGUCUCUCAGGUCAGAAUCUCCUACAAUGUUUACAAAGCCACCUACGCCAUCAGCCACGCACUGCACCGACUCUUAAAAUGUGACCCACAAAAACAAACCUGUGAGCUCAGAACGUUUACGUCAACGGAGUUACUACAAUAUCUUAAAGAUGUGAACUUCACCGAUCAGUUUGGGGAAAGGGUAUCUUUUGAUUCCAAUGGCGAGCCUGUUCCACUGUAUAACAUUAUCAACUGGCAGAAGGACAGAGAGCAGAAAAUAAGAUUCAUUAAAGUGGGAAGUUAUGAUGGUUCAGCUCCUCUGGGACAACAGCUGCAGAUGGAACAGAGCAAAAUAACAUGGACCACAGGACUGAAACAGGUGCCCUCGUCCCAGUGCAGUGCGCCCUGCCCCCCUGGCACCAGGAAGGCCACUCGUAUGGGACAACCGCCAUGUUGCUUUGACUGUUUGCCCUGUGCUGAUGGAGAGAUCAGCAACCAGUCAGAGUCAACUGAAUGCAUCAAAUGCCCUCAGUACUACUGGUCUGACUUGAAAAAAGUCAAAUGUGUCGCUGGUGUGGAGGAGUUCCUCUCUUACUCUGACUCUAUGGGCAUCAUCCUGGUCACUUUAACAAUACUGGGCGUGUCCCUCACUGCUGUCAUCACCACUGUCUUCCACUGUUUCCGCUCCACACCCAUUGUCAAGGCCAACAACUCCGAGAUCAGUUUCUUGCUUCUUGCGGCACUCAAACUGUGCUUCCUGUGUUCUCUGGUGUUCAUUGGUCAGCCAUCAGUGUGGACAUGCCGUCUCAGACAGGCAGCGUUUGGCGUCAGCUUUGUCCUCUGCCUCUCCUGUCUCCUGGUUAAGACCGUUGUGGUGUUAUUGGCUUUUCGAACAAACACACCCCACUCCAAAGCUCUCAGGCUGUUUGGGCCAAUCCAGCAGAGAGUUCUCAUUCUCUGCACCACUGUUCCACAGGUUUGCCUAUGUGCUGGCUGGCUUGUAGCAGCCCCUCCCUUUCCAUUCAGAAAUCCAGAUUACCAAGCUACAACGGGAAAGAUUGUUUUAGAGUGCAGAGAACCCUGGCCACCUGGAUUCUACUUAGUUUUGGGAUAUAUUGGACUUUUGGCUUUUCUCUGUCUCCUGUUGGCAUUCCUUGGACGGAAAUUGCCAGACACCUUCAAUGAGGCUAAACUAAUCUCCUUCAGUAUGCUCAUCUUCUGCGCCGUGUGGAUCUGCUUUAUUCCAGCUUACGUUAGUUCCCCGGGGAAAUUUACAGUGGCAGUAGAGAUUUUUGCCAUUUUAGCUUCAAGUUUUGGGUUGCUGCUUUGCAUAUUUAUGCCCAAAUGUUAUAUAAUUUUAUUCAAGCCUGAAAGAAAUGUCAAGAAAGCCAUGAGUGUAAAAUUUGUAAAAUAA
Messenger RNA from Periophthalmus magnuspinnatus, 2529 nucleotides. RefSeq names its product extracellular calcium-sensing receptor. The coding region runs from base 130 to 2529 and encodes 799 amino acids. The record is from RefSeq and is a predicted model, not a curated record. Gene Ontology annotation, cellular component: membrane. Lineage: Eukaryota; Metazoa; Chordata; Actinopteri; Gobiiformes; Gobiidae. The transcript has 11 exons. Gene Ontology annotation, biological process: G protein-coupled receptor signaling pathway. Gene Ontology annotation, molecular function: G protein-coupled receptor activity.